This is a messenger RNA of Nelumbo nucifera (sacred lotus), 7706 nucleotides long. The record is from RefSeq and is a predicted model, not a curated record. Lineage: Eukaryota; Viridiplantae; Streptophyta; Magnoliopsida; Proteales; Nelumbonaceae.
CAUUAUUUCGAUCACUUUAUCUUUGCCCUGGUCUGAAAAACCCCGUUCUCGCAGAGAUCGAAAAAGAAGAGGUUCAUUUCUUCGUCGACGGAAACCCUAAAAACAGUAAAAUCGAAAGAAAUUACAAAGGUUGGAUUUCGAUCGCUAUUAGAGGACCUUCAGCAACCAAGUAAGUAAACAUCUAGCCAUACAGAAACCCUAAUUAUCUCCAUCAUAUCACCAUUUCGCGACCUAGGACGAUUGCUCCCUGGGGUUUUGGUUUCUCACUUGGGUGGAAUCUAUACUUAAGCUCGUGGUGUUUAUCUAUCUCUUUUCUUGUCUCAAUCUUGAAUUAGAGUCCGAAUUAUGUGCGCCCUCUUCGAUCCUACCGGAAUUGGUUUAGAAGCGACAGAGUCUCAGUACACAGCUACGCGCUUUGAAUAUUUUGGUUUUGUGCUUUUCCUGUUAGCCUUUUAGGGGUUCUUUAAUUUGAAGCCCUUUUGUGAGUAGAGUCUGGAUUUGGGUAACGGGAAUUGGGUCGUACAGGAGUUCUCUGUACAGGAAAUGGACAGAUGACGCUUUCUUAUGUUCUUGCUCGGGUGAGAGACAGGCUUUAUCUUGGAGCUUUUGGUCAGAUAUAAUUCCAUGAAGAAGCAUGUGCCAACUAUCCUUAAUGGAUGAGGUUUUGAGGAUUGGGAGCAUGGCACUUGCAAUUUACAUUAAUCCGUAUGGAAAAGCAGUAAGCCAUAGAGCAUAUGUUAUUGCAGCCUCACCUUUUGCCCUUUGCUAGAAUUAUGGGAACAAGAAAGGCUUGAACUUCACCUUAUCUACCUUUAAGGUAGUUUUAUCCUGGCAGAAGUAUCAACUGCGAAAAUUUGUAAUCUGGGUUAUCUAUGCUUGGAGAUGGAAUCACAGACAAAGUCCGUAAUUUCUUGGAGCAAGAUAAUUUAUCACAGGGACAACAUCAAUCCCAGGCUGGAAGUGGAAAUUGGACAGUUCUGAACAACAAUUCACAGGGUGGACACCAGAGGCUGGUUGAGACACCUCCGAUUUCAAAUUUAAAGAACUUUAACGUACAACAAUCAGAUUCUGAGAGUGGAAACAUCAAGGAGUCUUUUGGUUUGCCACUCGGCACUAAUUUUACACAAUUAACUCUUCAGUCUGAUCUUUCUAAAAGGCAGCAGUUGAGGCUGAAUGGCUUUGUGCAUGGACAUCAGGGUUUCCAUGGAAGGAAUCAGAAAAGGUUUCAAGGAGAGGAUACAGUGUCAGAUCGGCAUAGUUUAGCAUCAAGAGGCUUAUUUACCCUUGAAUCACAGGGAGGGAAUGCUCCUGAACAAAGUUCUGCUGUAACCAGAAGUUCAGAACGGUUGGAAACUGCUGAAGCUCCUAUUAAUUUUGAUUUUCUCGGUGGUCAACAGCAGCUCAUGAGGGGGCAACAACCAGGCGUGCCUCAACCUCGACCGAGGCAGCAGCCUGGUUUUAAUGACAUACAGUUAUGGCAACAGCGUAUCAUGUUGAAGCAACUGCAAGAACUUCAGAGGCAGCAACAGCUUCAGCAUGUUGAUGAAGCCAGGCAACAGAAUUCCAUGAAACAGUCAUCUGCUGAUCAGUUGCCAGCCCUGAUCAAUGGAACUCCUGUUCAUGAUCCCUCUAAUUACUCAUGGACAAAUGAGCUUAUGGGGGGUGAAUCCAAAGUAGCAUCAAGUACACCUCAGAUGUUUAUGGCUAAUAAUAUUAACAUGGUGCAACGCAGUGGAUCUCCUUCUCUGCAAGGAUUUUCUAAUGGACUGAUGUUCUCAAAUGAGCAAGGUCAGGGUCUACGUUCAAUGGGGUUUGUUCCUCAACAGCCUGACCAAUCUCUGUAUGGAACUCCCAUUGCUAGCUCAAGAGGAAAUUGUAGUCAAUAUUCUAAUCUCCAAGGUGUCUCUCAUGAUUCUGCUGAUAUUUUCACCAAGGCAGGUGGUAACAUAGUAGAGAAACCUGGAGUGCAGACAUCAGCCUUUAGUAACACUUUUCAGGGUGAUGUAUUCACAAAUCAGGGAUGCAUGCAGGAUGGCAAUUCGGUUUCAAAACAUGGUUUUCAAGGGAAGAAUUUGUUUGGGAAUUUUCCAGCUCAAAGUUUGAGUAGUGGAGGCAUAUCUGGUAACUUCCAGCAGUUGCAUUCCCUUCCAAGGAAUGCACCAGUGCAGGAAUAUCAAGCGAGGCAUGAGCGAGCCGGUUGGUCAGGAAACUUGCAGGAAAAAGCAACGACACAGGCUGGUCCUUCCCAGGGUUUGGUUCCUCUAGAUCCGACAGAAGAGAGGAUUUUGUUCAAUUCAGAUGACAAUAUCUGGGAUGCUUCUUUUGGAAGAACUGGCAACAUGGGUACAGUAGGCUUGGGGAAUCCAAUGGAAGGUCCCGAUUUUUUCAAUGUUUUUCCUUCUGUUCAAAGUGGAAGCUGGAGUGCCCUUAUGCAAUCUGCUGUAGCAGAAACUUCUAGCAGUGACACUGGGCUACAGGAUGAGUGGAGUGGCUUGAAUAUCCAAAAGACUGAAUUGUCUGCUGGAAAUCAGCCGGCAUCAUUUAAUGACAGUGGGAAGCAGCAAAGUUGGGUUGAUCACAACUUACAGGCUGCAUCUUUAACUUCAAGACCAUUUCCAUUGUUUAAUGAUGCCAAUAUGAGCCCCUCUAGCCAUCAUGUUUCUGUUUUUCAGCAGUCAAGCAUCAAAUUUCCAUUUGAACAGAUCGAGAGGGUACAACCUGAUUCCUCUCGUGAUUCAAUUCAGCAGACUCCAAAAGAAGGCUGCAAGUGGUUAGAUCGGAGCCCUCAACAAAAGCCACUUGCUGAUGGUAAUCAUCAAGUUCAACCACCUAUACAUUUGGAAAAUUCCUCAGAGGGUUCUUGGGCUGGCCAGAUUUAUGAGCAGUCUGGGGCUGCUAUACAUUCUGCAGAGGCAGAAUUAAAUGUUCAGAACAUUCAGGGGUCUUGGAGCCAUCAGCAGAGCAUGCCAUCAUAUAAUAUUGGUGGUCACGAAUCAUUAUCAACCAGUGGAGAUGCUACAUUAAAAAUCCGAGAGAAUGAAAACACUGCACAACAUUCACAGGGCAAUGACAAUAAGAGAACAAUGCAACCCCAAAGGGAUAAUAGUAGUGGCAUGUGGAAGGCUGAUGGGAAUCACACAGGGAUUCAUUUUCCUAAUUUGACUGGCGGACAUGAGCAUGCAAAAUCUGGAGCAGGUAUAUCACAGAUCAACAGAGAAGAUUCUCAUGCGAACAAUUUUAUUGCUUUACCAAAUUCAGCUGCUGCAAAAAGCAACCAGGAAGUCAAUCAACAUGCCUCCAAUAGCCAUCAGUUUGAUUAUGGGAAGCAUAUUGUUGAUUAUUCUCCAAGAUAUAAAGGAAAUGAGACUGGAGGAAACUACCAGCCACCACCUAACAAGAUUCCUCGAGUUUCAGAACCAUUGAUGAAUGUCUCUGACAAGGCCUCAGUUGAAACAUAUGAAAAGAAGCAAGAAAACUGCUACCAGAGAGAUAUAUCUAAUGAUGGUUAUACCUCUAACCAAGCCCAACAAACUGCUAUGGGAGGUACUGCCAGAGAAAAUUUGUGGUUAAGUUCAAGUGAUUCUCAUGCUUCAGUUGCGGUGAACCAAAAGUCAUCUGGUCAGGUUGGUCGGAAAGUACCUGCCCGCAGGUUUCAGUAUCAUCCUAUGGGAAAUUUGGGGAUGAAUGUGGAACCUACUGACACCAUGAAGCAAAUCACACAUUCACAAGUGCUGUCCCAGCAGGUAACUCGAGGACUGAAAAGCCAUGAGCAAGGAUAUUUUGGGCAGUCAAAGUUUGUUGGUCAUAUUUCUAACAAUGCCGCAGAUAGGGAAAGGGGGCAGCUACAUGGUUUUCAAGGAAACAUGAAAAGGCCAGACGAUGUACCUUCUAGAGUAAUUCUUCCUGGCUAUGCAGCUAAUGCAUCUUCAUCUUUUGAUAGAUUAACUGGAUUUUACUCUCCAAACAGGACUGCUCAGACAAGCCAAAAUAUGCUUGAACUUCUUCACAAGGUAGACCAAUCAAGGGAGCACAACACCAAGAUGCAAUUUGAUUCUUCUGAUCGUGAUCCAUCAUCUGAGAUGCCUGAUGCAGAAGCUUCUGAUGGAUCUAUUUCUCAUGUUCAGCCCAAUCAAUCUUCUACUUCUCAAGGGUUCGGUUUACGGUUGGCUCCACCAUCUCAACGACUACCUGUAUCAAACCAUGCUUUCUCUCCUCAGAAUUCCUCACAAACAGAUAAUGAUCUUAAUUCAAGGCAUGGAGAUGCUGAGGCUGGAGAGAAGGGCCAGGCACGGAUGGAUCCUGGUAGUUCUGUGCAAUCUUUGCCUCAAGAAAUGAAUCAGAGGGAACAUUGGGAUAAUAAAUCUGGUGUUUCAGGUCAAGUUGGCAAUGAAACCUCAAAUUUUAAUAUGCAGAGGAACUCAUCUAAAGCCUUUACAUCUUUGCCAUAUCCUAGAAGUCAUCUUCAAAAUCAGCUAAUGUCUGGUGCAAGUGGAGAAGUGAUCAAAGAUCAAUCUGUCAAUGUUUCUUUGGGUAGACUUGCUUCACGUUUUAUGCAGACAGAUGACUCUCUUGAUGGAACUGUAUCUGAUCGAUCUACUCAAUCAUCAUUGCCUGGUGCAGGUGGCAGGAUGCCACCUUUUAACCUUGCCUCUCCUGCAGAUGCAUCCCAACAAAUCAGUACCAACUCCUUUCAGAGAGUUUCAGGACAACAGAUUCCAUUUCCAGAGGCUAAGUCCGUCUCUCAGCCUUCUAUCACACCUGGCAUGUCUCAACAUGAGUCAUACCCAACAAUGUUGCAUAAUGUAUGGAACCAGCAACCUUCUUCUGGUGGUCAACCUCACAAAGUUUCUCCUAAUUUUUUUCCGCCUGUCAACUCUUCAAAUAAUAAUCUUGAGAAGUCUUCAUGGACUCCACAAAAACUGGGUGAGCAAGAUACCAAGAGAGGAGGGUAUGGUUCCUCUGAAUUUGGUAUAUGUUCUAAUUCUCAACGCUUUUCUCAUGGUGAAGAUCAACCAAGGAAAGAAAGCUCCUGGCAACAAGUAACUUCUGAUAAGGUUGGACUGGUUCAACAAACAACAGCUUCAUCUCAAGGGCAAGAGUCCAAGGUUCAGCAAUUCAUGGAUGCAAAUCAUCUUCCUUCUGGAUCAUUGUUGUCUCAGCCACACCAGCAAGACAUUGAUAGGGGAAGGAAUGGGAAGGCUCCAGUAUUAAUCCCCCAAGCAGAGCAUGGACCUCUUCAAAACCCUGCUGCUUCCAACAGAGAAAUUGAAGCUUUUGGUCGUUCUCUCAAACCCUCACAUGUUUUACACCAAAACUACUCCUUACUGCACCAAGUACAAGCCAUGAAGGGUGUGGAGACUGACCCAGUUAAGAGAGGUAUGAAGAUAUUUAAGCCCACAAAUUAUGGUCCAGACACUCAACAUGCAGCAGCUUCUAAGGCAGGGCAGCAAUUAUUGUAUGGAUACAAUCCGAUGGUCAGAGAUGCUAUAGAUAAGGAACUUAAUGCAACCUCUACCAAAAUGCUUAGUUUUUCGUCAGAGGCAAGAGAAGAUCAGAAUGCAAAUGCAAAUUCCCAACGUGUAUCUUCUCAGGAUAUGGUUGCAUUUGGUAGAAAUGAUUCUCAAAACCAUUCUAGCCAUCUCAGUAUAGCAUCUUCAAGAACAGAACAUCCUCAGAUUAGCCCGCAGAUGGCACCCUCCUGGUUUGAGCAAUAUGGAACCUUCAAAAAUGGGCAGAUGCUGCCAAUGUAUGAUGCACGAAGGACUGCAAAGAGUGCUGCCCAGCAGUUCUUCUUUGGAAAGCCUUCUGAAGGUUUUCCUGUGCAUGCUUCAAUAGAGCAAGCAAAUGCUGUUGAUUCUGGUCAGGUUGGUAGCAUCUGGCAGAGUACAAGCACUACCUUAGUUGCAAGUGAGCACUUGUCUCCCUCUCAUUCUUUGCCAGCAGAUGUCAGUGAACAAACUCUGGCUGUUGUGAGGCCAAAGAAGCGUAAGAGUGUAACAUCGGAGCUCCUAUCCUGGCAUAAAGAAGUUACCCAAGGUUCCCAAAGGAUUCAAAAUAUCAGCAUAUCUGAACUAGAUUGGGCACAAGCUACUAAUCGGCUGAUUGAGAAGAUGGAAGAUGAAGCUGAAAUGAUGGAAGAUGGACAAACAGUGGUUCGACCAAGGAGAAGACUUAUAUUGACAACACAGUUAAUGCAACAACUUCUUCGCCCUGCACCAGCAGCAAUGCUCUCUGCAGAUGCCACUUCAAACUACGAGAAUGUCACAUACUAUGUUGCUAGGUUGGCACUAGGGGAUGCAUGCAGCCUGAUCACUUGCUCUGCAAGUGGUGAUUCACAUGCGCCUGUUGACAGUACGGACAUGACAUCUGAAAAGGUUAAAAGUUCUGAGCGAAUUGGUGGCCAGUAUCUCUUUAAAGCUAUGGAAGGCUUUGUCAACAAAGCUAGGAAACUGGAAAAUGACUUUUUGAGAUUGGACAAGAGAGCUUCAAUCUUAGAUCUGAGAGUGGAUUGCCAAGAUCUAGAAAGGUUUUCUGUCAUCAAUCGAUUUGCCAAGUUCCAUGGGCGGGGCCAUGCAGACGGGGCCGAGACCUCAUCGUCCUCUGAUACAUCUGCAACUGCACAGAAAGCCUUUCCCCAAAGAUAUGUUACUGCUCACCCAUUGCCUAGAAAUCUUCCAGAGGGGGUACAAUGUCUAUCACUUUAAUAAUUGAUCAAUUGAUUGCCUCCACCCCUGCAUGCACUUGUGGCCUCUUUCUUCUCUCUUACAUGAUGGCAUAUCCACGGAAACGAAGGUGACAAGAAUGAAAGAGGAAAUGCAGGACAAAAGGAAUGGGUUUUUGAUCGGCUCCUUCGGAGUGACCGAGGCUUUCUGAUCUUUAUAACCAUAGAGGCCAUUGGUAUCAUUUUUGAGAUGAAAACAUAAAUUCUUGUAUAUUGCCAUGAAAAUUAGACUUGGGGUUGGCCAUCGUUUUCCAAAAGAGCCAAGUGGGAAGAACGGCUGCUCCAUUUAUUUCUCCACAGAAAUCAUGGUGAUUGGUUCGAUUUUCAGAUCAAAUAUUUACAUUUCUGGGAAGAGGGUGAUUCAAUUUCAGUCAAAAAUGUUGCUUUCCCUGGGCAAGAGACCGGGGGCGGGAGGAGGAGCUAUGGGAUUUAAGGGGUUUGGAUCUUCUUCAGGACUGAUCUCCCCCGUCCGAUUGAACUGCAGGAAAUUCAUCCGGAAGCUGUGAUCAAUCAACUAAACGCAGCGUUGGUUAGACUAGUUAUAAGCCCAGUUAUCUCUUCUAUUUUCUCCCUUUGGCUACUUUCACGGGAAUCCAUCCCACUAACAUGUGCGUGAUGCUUAUUAUUAUGUACAAAAAAGGGACCACGGUAGAAAUGGGUCGAUCACGUGUAAUUGACCAUUCAUAUUUAUUUGGCUGAAAGUGAUCUGAAACGGAUAGAAGCUUCCGUGAUCUUUUUUUUUUUUGGUUCUCUCUGGAAAAGUACGGAGUCUUCAUUUUUUUUUCCUUUUUUGGGCCUUCUCUCUCUUCUCUAAAGUGACUAGUAAGGAGUAAGGACAAGUAUCUUUUAUUGUACCAGGAUUGACUCCCGAUAUUAGUGGGGGAGUUGUCGAAUGGGAUUUGAUUCGUAUCGUAUCUUUUUUUUUUCUUCUUUCUUUUUCUUUGCUGAUUCAAGGAAUAAUAACAAUGUCAGUGUCUGAGCCUCU